This is a messenger RNA of Dipodomys ordii (Ord's kangaroo rat), 1365 nucleotides long. It is a transcript of the gene Dnaaf1, whose product is annotated as dynein, axonemal, assembly factor 1. NCBI's taxonomy places the organism in Eukaryota, Metazoa, Chordata, Mammalia, Rodentia, Heteromyidae. The coding region runs from base 1 to 1257 and encodes 418 amino acids. The record is from RefSeq and is a predicted model, not a curated record. The transcript is spliced from 9 exons.
AUGGAGAAUGUUAAUGACCCUAAGGAAGUAGGUGUGGGUUCUUCCGACACAGAGUUCCAGAGCCAGAACCAGCCCAGUGGUGACAGCGGAGCCGACGCUCACCUUGCACGCUCACGAGAUGACAGGGAUGAGCGGGGACCCAGAAUGACUAAGAAUUUCCUGCAAAAACUCUGCAAACAGCACAAGCUCUACCUGACACCUGCACUGAAUGACACUCUGUAUCUGCACUUCAAAGGUGAGGGCAUGGAUUCAGAGGAUUCAUUAUCUGCAGAGAUCAUCUUGGCUUGUGCCGAGGCCUGGGCCCGGGGUGGGCUAGCAGCCGAGAAGGAGGAAAGGCGGCAGUGGGAGACAAGGGAGCGCAAGAAGAUCCUGGACAGCCUGGAGGCCUUGGCCAUGAUCAAGCGCCGGUCUGAGGAGCGGCGAAGGGAGAAGGCAGGCCAGGAGAGAGGGGAGAAGCCACAGCCACAAGGUGCGGAGGGUGAGCCUGCCAGCGAGGAAGGGCCGCCAGCGCCCCCCGCGGACGCAGAAACGCAGCGGAAAGUAGAGUUGUUCGUUAACGAAAGCUUUGAGGCCAAGGACGAGCUGUUUCCAGAAAAGUCGGGUGGAGAAGAGGAGCUGCCCUUGGAGGCGAACAGAGAGAGAGAAGAGCCAGCGCAGGCCCUGGCCCCUGGGGGAGCUGCACCCCAAGAGUCCCCCAGCCCUGGGUCGGCGGCUGAUGGCGGCUUAGCUGUGGCGUCUGGUGAGGAUUUCGAACCUGUGGCCCUGGAGACCAAGGAGAAGCUCUUCAUCGAUGACCUGCCUGACUUGGAGGACGUUGACGGUACUGAUGCAUCUCUGGAGGAGCAGGAAUCUUGUCCAAAGAUCGAGGCCAUCUCAAGCUUGAGUGACGACGAUGCCGACAGUGACCCUGAGCUGAACCACACCCACGUGGGCGCCCUGACCGGCAUCUUCACCCUCUCUAAGGACCCCUCCAAGAAGGCCCGGCAGCCUUUUAUGGGCGUAUUUAAGGAAGGGACAAGUGAGCAGACACAAAGGCAGACCACAGCAGCCCUGGGGCCACUCAUUCAGGAGCUCAGUGACCCUGAGCCCGCAGGCCAGCUGCCCCUACCCUGCACGACAGACCCUGCACCUGCCCCUUCCCAAGAGGCUGGGGACAGUCACCCACCAGGUGACAAAAUGGAAAAGCAUGAGGUAUGGUCGGUGGCAAAGCCCAGCAUGGAGACAGGCCGAGAGGACAUUGAGUUUGGCUUGGACUGAAGCCAAGGUGGCCCUCACCAUCAAACUGGCAGGGGCAGGGAGUGGGCACGGGCUACCCCUUCCUCCCACAGGGUGGCCACGGAGCCCACUCUGAAGGCUGGGCUGUGA